UGUACAGAACAUGCAAAGCAUUUCUUCAAAACAGCAGACUUGCCACCAUCUUGCUCUGUGAUAGAUGAUGCUGCUGAGUGGGACAAGUGGCAAGGAAGAGGGGAUGAAGUAGUCCACAUUGAGCUGGGCAAGUGGGCUAACAUGAUGGUCAUUGCACCACUGGAUGCUAACACACUAGCUAAGAUUUCUCAGGGUUUAUGUGAUAAUCUACUCACAUGUACAGUUAGAGCAUGGGACGUGUCCAAACCUCUGUUAUUUUGUCCAGCAAUGAACACCAGAAUGUGGGAACAUCCCAUCACACCCUCACAGGUGGCUGCACUAAAGCAGUGGGGUUAUGAAGAGAUGCCUCCUAUAAGCAAGACUUUGAUGUGCGGAGAUACAGGGGUUGGGGCAAUGGCAGAAGUCAGUAGUAUUGUUACCAGAAUAAAAUUGAUAGCUGAUAAAGAAAUAAAUAAAAAGUGUAGUUGACGAUUUAUAUCGGACUUUUGAUGUGAAAUCAGUUCUAAAUGUGUACAUUAGUACAAUAAACAGGGUGCUCGGGAGUAACAUUAAUCUAGAAUUAUAUUCUUUAACAAAAAUUUAUUAAAAAUGUUAUUGUUUAGUAAAAAUGUGCCUUACAUGGAUAGUCAGUAUUAUUUCAAUUACUUUUUAUAAAAAUAUUUUUUUUAGUAGUUAAUAAUAUAUUAGGUAUGCUGUUUCCUAUAAGUGGUCUCAUUAAUACCCUGAAGUUAUGGGAAAUACUCCAGAGCAUCCUGUAUAAGUGUAUAUUCAGACGAUUGUUAGGGUUGCUAUUCUGAUUUAAUUCCCAGUGUGGGGUCUCCAUCAUAAGCAGAUAGAUGUCCACUGUUGGACAUAAUCAAUUGCACUUUUCUCUCUACCUCCUGAAUGGUCCACAAUUGCUUGUGGUGUAGUUGCCAUUCUAAUCUUGGGUCCUCCAGCCCUUAGAACUGUAAGCCAUGCUUGACAGCAUGUGGUUUCUAAAUAUAAUGAUAGACAUUCAUAAUUAUUUAGGCAGCGUAGACACCGUCACGCUGUCAGUCGUGCUAGUGAAUUUGUGCAAUAAUGAUUAUUGUUGUAAUAAAACACAAGAGAAUCGUAAAUGUAUGUUUAUUGCAUCACCGAAUACUGUUCCUAAGCUAGCAUACAUGCAAUGAACAAAAUAACUUUCCAUGUACACAUCACUAUGUAAUAACUAUACAGUGGAGAAUGUUGCUAUAAUCAAAAUUAUAACGAAAAUACUCAAAAAUGUGUAAUUAUUUUUAAUGGUACAUGUUGAAAGAACUACAUAUAUUUUUGAUGCUCUUUUUCUGAUUAUAUAAUGAUUUAUUUAUUUUGCUAUCAUCCGCGAAAAGUCGACGAACCCAUGCGACAACGUCACCCAGGUCCGGCAAAAUACUCUCAUAUUUUCAAAUUACACCGCUCUUUUUCUGGUUUUUACUUGAAUUGCUAUGCUAUAAGUAUGACACUAAUGCAUUGACCUCUUAUAAUAAAAAGACGCACAAUCAUACAGGAAAUUUCACUUAAAAACUGGCCAAUUUUGCUUUGACAGUUUUAGAAUUAUUGGUAAAAAAAAAUUAUACCUAAAGGCCUUUAAAUAUAGUCCAAUAUUCAAUAGAAUCCCAAAUUCAGAGCAUAUUGAACCUUAAGGAUUGAGUUUAGGGUUGAAUUUUCAAAUGAGACUUCUUGAACUGAGUACCAAGAAGUUGUGUUAGGCACUCAUUGAGUGGGGACUAUUUUUGGUCGCUGAUUGUGCGUCCACUUUUUAAUAGGAGAUCGAUGCACUAAUGUUCUUAAUAGUCAGAUGUGCUCUUCACAUGUACAAUUAAUAUUUAAUAUUGUUAAAAAAAUGAUGAUUAAAAAUUCUUUUAAAGAAUUUAAUUGUAAUAGAGUUAAGCAGGUUACAUUUUAAACAAUGUUCGUAAUAUAUAUUUUUCCAUAUUUUCCAAAAGCA
Bicyclus anynana (squinting bush brown) is the source of this 1951-nucleotide messenger RNA. RefSeq names its product phosphopantothenoylcysteine decarboxylase (gene Ppcdc). Gene Ontology annotation, molecular function: FMN binding; phosphopantothenoylcysteine decarboxylase activity. The record is from RefSeq and is a predicted model, not a curated record. NCBI's taxonomy places the organism in Eukaryota, Metazoa, Arthropoda, Insecta, Lepidoptera, Nymphalidae. Gene Ontology annotation, biological process: coenzyme A biosynthetic process. Gene Ontology annotation, cellular component: phosphopantothenoylcysteine decarboxylase complex.